Molecule: messenger RNA, 4439 nt
Organism: Ceratitis capitata (Mediterranean fruit fly)
Lineage: Eukaryota; Metazoa; Arthropoda; Insecta; Diptera; Tephritidae
Gene: MYPT-75D
Product: protein phosphatase 1 regulatory subunit 16A
Exons: 12
Coding region: 1446-3845 (799 amino acids)
Cellular component (GO): cytoplasm
Molecular function (GO): enzyme inhibitor activity; phosphatase regulator activity; protein binding
Source: RefSeq, a predicted model, not a curated record
UUAUUACACUUAUAAAAUAUUGUGAACUCCCUUAGAACUCGAAGCCGCACACCAUUGCAACCCUGCUCAUUUCAACUCAGCUGUUUGACGAUCACCGCGGCGAAUUUAUCUACGGCGCUGUCAAUACGCCAACGUCGACCCAGCGGCAUGUAUAUUUUCCAACAAAUUCAUACAAUAAUGCAUUUAUACAUUCGCUUCAUUCGUUUCGCUUUGGUCUUGUUGACGCGUCGAUGUGGUCGCGCCGUUUAGUUGUUUGUACGAUUUUAUGUCAAAAUAUUGAAUGCAGCGUUAAUUAACUGUGUAAAAGUAUUUAAAAAAACAAUCAAAUUGUUUAGUACUCAACAGAAAAAUAUUGGAAUAUUUGUGCAACAAUUUUUGUUUUUUGAGUAAAAUAAACGUAAAGUGUAUAGAUUUUCGGAAAUAAGGAGAAAAGAGAGAAAGUUUUUUAUUUUAUUUUAUUAAAUCUAAAAGUUUUGGAGAUAAAGAAAGACAACGCAAACGCAGUUACGACGCUAGCGAGGGAAUGCGCAAAACUGGUGUAAACAAGUGGUGAACUAAAGCGUUAAAAUAAAAAAAAAUUAAAAUAAAUAAAACGAUUAAAAUAUUGUUGGUUUGCUGGUGGAGAUAUGAAGUAAAAACUAAAUGAAAUCAGCAUAACUUUAAUUUUGGAAUCUAAAAUUGCUGCAUUUGUUUACUGAAAAGGAUUGUUUCGCAUAACAUUUAUUUUAUUGUGUCUACCACAUGAACCCUCACCCAGCACCUGGCGCACAAAAAACGAUACGAAAUGACUAAAUAAGACUGAAUCUAAAAAAUAAAAAAAGCGCUGCUAAAAGUAAGCGCUUAGACACCGUGUGACCGCAUAAAGUUACACAAAUCGCCAAUGGUGAAUAAAUAAAUUCAACAAAACGACAGACAGAGCUGUGGAGAAAUAGACAAGUUGGCGGUAACGCAUGCGCGCCGGUAGAUAGCAUGCGAGACGUAGUCGCCAGCGCAAACUGGGCAGCAACGCUAGGGCAGGAACAGCGCGGGGCGUAUGAGUGGUCAAACCAGCAAAACUUGCCAAUACUCUAACAAACCAACAGCAACAACAAUAGAGAAAUAUUGAUAAAUAAAAUUUUAAUUAAACCGAAAUUCGCUAGAGUGCAACAAAAACAAUGUAUGAAUAAAAUGCCAGAGGCAAAAGCACACAACGGCAGCUUAAACGAAUAUAAAAUUAUCAACAGCGCACUGAAAGCAAAAUUAGCAUGAAGCAAUUUACAUUUACUUUAUAGCGUCACACAUACACACACACCAUUACUGUUUCUAACAAAAACGCGUAAGCGAAAAUUUACAUAUCAAGGUGUCAGCGUGAGCGCGGCUGGAAGCAAAGGCGUGCUGCACGUCAAACGUUCAAUAAGAUAACAACUAAAUAAAUAACAACAGCAAUUAGUUAGUACAGCGCAAACAUGGUCAAGGGCAUUUUAGUGAAUCGCAAAGCGGAUGACUCGCACAAGGCGCAGCUGAAAAUGGAGCAUGCCGACCUCGUCGCCGAGAUGCAAACGGUGGAAAACCUGCCGACGCACGAGCGCCUGCAGUUGGCGCGACUCCGCCGCACUCAGCAGCUGAAGGUCGCACGUCAAAAGGAGAAGGAAUGGUUGAAAUUACAACGCGCCAAAGGUAAUACGACCUCAGCGCUCAGCGGCAGCCAUACCACACACCAUUUUCGUUCGAACUCAAGCAGCGCUAGUCGUCAUAUAUCCUUCGAGAGUAGCGUAGUGUUGCUAGAGGCUGCGAGUCGUAAUGAUAUGCAUGAGGUAGCUGAGCUACUGGAGCGUGGCAUUACACCGGAUGCAGCGAAUGAGGAUGGCCUGACGGCGCUGCAUCAAUGUUGCAUAGAUAAUAAUGUCGAAAUGUUAAGUCUACUGCUGAACUAUGGUGCAAAUGUCGAUGCGCAGGAUAGUGAUAAGUGGACGCCGUUGCAUGCGGCCGCGACAUGUGGGCACUUGGAGUUGGUGCGCAUACUAAUCGAUCGUGGUGCAAAUUUGUUGGCGGUGAAUACGGAUGGUAAUAUGCCGUAUGAUCUGUGUGAUGAUGAGAAUACAUUGGACUAUAUUGAGGCUGAGAUGUCGAAACGUGGCGUGACGCAGGAGUUGAUCGACGAAACGCGUUCAUCGACAGAGCGUCAAAUGCUGAAGGAUUUGAUGGAAGUGGCGCGCACGGGUGGGGACCUGGAGGAGCCCGACUAUCAGGGUGCUACGCCGUUGCACAUUGCCGCGGCGAAUGGUUAUGUGCGCGUAGUGGAAUUCCUGUUGGAGAUGCAUGUCAAUGUCGAUGCGGUGGAUAAGGAUAUGUGGUCGCCGGUGCAUGCGGCGGCGUGUUGGGGGCAUUUAGAGGUGCUGGAGAUGCUCGCGCAAUGUGGUGCUGAUCUAAAUGCUAAAAAUAAGGACGAUGAAACGCCCUCAGAUAUUUGCGAAGAUCCCGAAAUACGCGAACGCAUCGAACAGCUGAAGACCGAACAGGAGAGCAAACGGCUGGCAGAAGCGCAACGACGACGCGUGCGACGCUCGCAAAGCAACAACACGCGCGCCCAAUCUGUCCGCCGCACUUCCCUGCGCGACAAGACGCUAACAACCAAAAAGGAUGCCGUCGAAGAGGCACGCCUGCGUCUGCAAGCACAAGAAGUCUUCAUAACGCCCGACAGUGCAACGCUUGCCGAUGCAAAAGGUCUCAGCCACAACACUACCAAUCAUCAUUCCACAAUGGCGCUGCGAGAUAGCGUCAAUGACACAGCAGCAAACACGACGCCAGCCUCCUCUGUACACGACUACAAUUGGCUAACGAAAGCGACGCCGCCAACAAAUAAUAAUAAUAAUGCUAAUAAUAAUAAUAACAAUACGAUUAGUACUAAUAAUAACAACGAUAAAAAGGCUAUUGCUUAUACGGCAGCUAGUCUUGCCACAGCGGCGGCAAUGUCAAAAACAACAUCGUCAACAACAACAACAACAACAACAAAUGGCAUAAGCAACUCCUACUUACCACAUUCAAUGUCCGCCAUCGAUGUGAUGGAUGCCUCGUCGCAUGCAUUCAACUCACGACGACCGCCGGAGGGUCGUGAAAAUGAUGAAUUGCAAUUGAACGCCUACAAAGUGAGUAGUGGGGGUGAACAUCAUCGUUCCACCUCGGCAACGGCAAUGAUUGUAAGCGAUCGUAGUAAUAUGGCAGCGGCGACCGCCACGACGGCCGGACCGGAUACGGUGCAUAUACAGUCCAGUAAAGAGGCGGCAAAUGGCAAGAUAAAUGUCCAAGUGACUGUGUUGGUGGACACUACAAAUACGCAUCAUCAUCAACAACAACAUCAACAGCAACAACAACAACAACAAUUGCCUACAACAACGCUUAUACAACCGCAUACACUCUCCAUGGAGAGUCUCAACAACACUUCCUCAGCCUCUUAUGCGGCCGCCACUUUAGCCAAUUUGAAGAAGCAACGCUCUCUCUCGCGCACAAAUAAUGUAUUGAUAAGUGAAAAUGGUUCCGUUUUAGGCGCUGCCAACAACACCAACAACACAAUCAACAAUCACCUGCAUAUGGGUAGUGGUGUCAACAACAACAACUCAAUAUUAACAGCAGGUGACACAACGAGCACAACAGCGGUAAAUCAGCAACCACUAAGCGGUGCUCUACACCCAAGUCUAAUGGAUUUCAAUGGUGCUGGUGGUGGCGCUGGUACUGGUGGUAGUAUAACAAGUGGUGGCGAACAGUCGACCGGUUACUCGAAUGCCUCGUCGAUGAAUAAAUUUAGCGGUAUAACGGGUGAUGUGGUUAGUGAUAGUACGAGCUCGAAGAAAUGCUGUAUGCUGAUGUGAAUGUGAAAUUGUUUUAUUCUUAUCAACAUUUGCCGUUGUGUGUGUGUAUAUUUGACAAGUUUUUUGUGGCGCACGGUUUGGCGGCAGAGCAGUAUUUGGAAAUGGCAUUUUAAGCAUUAAUUAAACUACACUUUUGUAUCUACAUACAUAUUUAACUAUGUAUGUGCUAUAUGUACAAAAUAUGCGAAGCUGCAUAAUACACAAACACACACACACGUAUUGCUGAAGGUAGAUAGGUAUGUAUGUGUGUGUGUAGCUGACAGCACGUGUCCAGUGUGUGGCAUAAUAACUUGUGCAUCAAAUUAACAGCGUUUAUUAAAUACAUACAUAGUAAGUGUAGUUGCAGCGUGUAGACUUAAGGUUUUUUUUGCACUAAAACAAUAUAUACACACACACACAAAGUACACUGCAAAGUGCAGAGAAUUUACACUUUUUAAAUGUAAACAUAAUUCACUGUACACUCAACACCUUUUUCUAUGUAUUUUGUUGGUUUGUUGCUCUUGCAGAAGCCGCUUACUGCCAGCAUCAGUUGUUGGAGGUUUUGCUUUUUUUCAAUAUUUUUGUUUGAUUACCGUUAAAUAAUUUAUUAAAAAA